AUGAGUGUUGGAGAUUUUGGAGACACCAACAGUUGGCCGACCCCCGGAGAGAUCGCAACUAAAGACACUCAGCCUCUGAAGCGGUCGUCAGUGAAGAAGGAGCUAAAAGAGAACCUGAAGGAGAACCUGAAGGAGAACCUGAAGGAGAACCUGAAAGAGAACCUGAAGGAGAACCGCGAGAUCGAGGAGAGCAAAGAGAACCUGAAAUCUAAAUCUGACGACUCCGGAGAAGAAAAGAACCAGGACGAGGACGGGCAGCGGAACGGCCCCAAGAAGAAAGGAAACAAACAAAAGUGGGUUCCUUUGAUGAUCGAGGUGAAGUCUGAAGGACCCAGAGAAAGAUCUGCAUCACGGAACAACAGAGACAGCCCCAGGGUCCCCCCCACGGCCCGCAACGACCUGAGAGACUGGCAUUCUCAGAAGUACGAGCGCGAGUGGAGAGACGACCACGACGAGGUGUCGAGCGUCAAGAGCGAAGGAGCUCCUUUCAGAGGAAGCUUCAGAGCACGAGGAAGAGGAAGAGGACGAGGAAGAGGCCGAGGAAGAGGCCGAGGUCACUAUGAGUUCCAUUACGGAUAUAAAUCGUAUGAUGUGAAAGAAGGAACGUUUGCACAGAACUCUGUCACUUAUUACUACGACAACAUGAGCAGCAGCGACUUGUACUCAGCCGACCAGGACCUGCUGAAGGACUACAUCAAGAGGCAGAUUUAUCCCUCUCUAUCUGUGGGCAGUUAUCCCUCUCUAUCCGUGGGCAGUUAUCCCUCUCUAUCUGUGGGCAGUUAUCCCUCUCUAUCUGUGGGCAGUUAUCCCUCUCUAUCCGUGGGCAGUUAUCCCUCUCUAUCUGUGGGCAGUUAUCCCUCUCUAUCUGUGGGUGGUUAUCCCUCUCUAUCUGUGGGCAGUUAUCCCUCUCUAUCUGUGGGCAGUUAUCCCUCUCUAUCCGUGGGCAGUUAUCCCUCUCUAUCUGUGGGCAGUUAUCCCUCUCUAUCUGUGGGCAGUUAUCCCUCUCUAUCCGUGGGCAGUUAUCCCUCUCUAUCUGUGGGCGGUUAUCCCUCUCUAUCUGUGGGCAGUUAUCCCUCUCUAUCUGUGGGCAGUUAUCCCUCUCUAUCCGUGGGCAGUUAUCCCUCUCUAUCUGUGGGCAGUUAUCCCUCUCUAUCUGUGGGCAGUUAUCCCUCUCUAUCUGUGGGUGGUUAUCCCUCUCUAUCCGUGGGCGGUUAUCCCUCUCUAUCCGUGGGCAGUUAUCCCUCUCUAUCUGUGGGCAGUUAUCCCUCUCUAUCUGUGGGCAGUUAUCCCUCUCUAUCUGUGGGCAGUUAUCCCUCUCUAUCCGUGGGCAGUUAUCCCUCUCUAUCCGAGGGCAGUUAUCCCUCUCUAUCUGUGGGCGGUUAUCCCUCUCUAUCCGUGGGCAGUUAUCCCUCUCUAUCUGUGGGCAGUUAUCCCUCUCUAUCUGUGGGCAGUUAUCCCUCUCUAUCUGUGGGCAGUUAUCCCUCUCUAUCUGUGGGCAGUUAUCCCUCUCUAUCCGUGGGCGGUUAUCCCUCUCUAUCCGUGGGCAGUUAUCCCUCUCUAUCCGUGGGCGGUUAUCCCUCUCUAUCUGUGGGCAGUUAUCCCUCUCUAUCUGUGGGCAGUUAUCCCUCUCUAUCCGUGGGCAGUUAUCCCUCUCUAUCCGUGGGUGGUUAUCCCUCUCUAUCCGUGGGCAGUUAUCCCUCUCUAUCCGUGGCGAACCACACGGUGAUGGAGGAGGUGAUGGAGGAGGUGAUGGAGGAGGUGAUGGAGGAGGUGAUGGAGGAGGUGAUGGAGGAGGUGAUGGUGGAGGUGCUGGAGGAGGUGAUGCAGGAGGUGAUGGAGGAGGUGAUGGAGGAGGUGCUGGAGGAGGUGGUGGAGGAGGUGGUGGAGGAGGUGAUGGAGGAGGUGAUGGAGGAGGUGAUGGAGGAGGUGAUGGAGGAGGUGAUGGAGGAGGUGAUGGAGGAGGUGAUGGAGGAGGUGAUGAUGGCCGUGUAG
Messenger RNA from Knipowitschia caucasica, 1992 nucleotides. The record is from the annotation of a GenBank genome assembly. Lineage: Eukaryota; Metazoa; Chordata; Actinopteri; Gobiiformes; Gobiidae.